GCUGGCCUGGGGCCGAGCCCUCGCACGGAGGCCGCUGCCAGGCCGGGGAGGGGCCGAAACGGCCUUUGAUCCCAGGUCCAUGCGGCUGGUUGAGAAGGCGGCCGGCGGGCACGGGGCGGGGCGCGCUCCUCCGACGGCUGAGCGGGAGGACGCGGCACGGAGAGGACGGCUCGCGGAGGACGCGCGGGCGGCAGGCAUGGAGCGCCCCGUGCGAGUGAGGACCUGGGUGCGGGAGAACCGGGCCUCCUUCCAGCCCCCAGUCUGCAACAAGCUCCUGCACCAGGAGCAGCUCAAAAUCAUGUUCGUGGGGGGGCCCAACACCAGGAAGGACUAUCACAUCGAGGAGGGUGAGGAGGUGUUUUACCAGCUGGAGGGCGACAUGGUUCUUCGAGUCCUGGAACGCGGGCAGCACCGGGAUGUGGUCAUUCGGCAGGGAGAGAUAUUCCUCCUGCCUGCCCGCGUGCCGCACUCCCCACAGAGGUUUGCCAACACCGUGGGGCUGGUGAUUGAGCGGAGGCGGCUGGAGACUGAGCUAGAUGGGCUCAGGUACUACGUGGAGGACUCCUUGGACGUCCUGUAUGAGAAGUGGUUCUACUGCAAGGACCUUGGCACGCAGCUGGCGCCCAUCAUCCAGGAGUUCUUCCGCUCUGAGCAGUACAGAACAGGAAAGCCCAUCCCUGAGCAGCUGCUCAAGGAGCCGCCGUUCCCUCUGAGCACACGGCCCGUCAUGGAGCCCAUGUCCCUGGAGGCCUGGCUGGACAGCCACCGCAGCCAGCUGCAGGCAGGCACGCCCCUCAGCCUGUUUGGGGACACCUAUGAGACCCAGGUCACCGCCCAUGGACAUGGCAACAGCCAAGGCCCGAGACUGGAUGUGGAUGUGUGGCUGUGGCAGCUGGAGGGCUCCUCAGUGGUGAUGAUGGGAGACAAGCGCCUGAGCCUAAGCCCAGACGACAGCCUGCUGGUGCCAGCAGGGACUGCGUAUGUCUGGGAGCGAGCCCAGGGCUCUGUGGCCCUGUCUGUGACCCAGGACCCUGCCUGCAAGAAGGCCCUGGAGUGACCCACUCCGGCCACGGGGCAUCUGAGCGCCACCUGCCAAAUGACUUCUCCCCGUGCUGCUGCUGAGCCCUCCCCGGGCCCCACACGGGCCCUGUCCUUGUCCUCCUUCCUCCUGCAUUCUCAGCCCUGGGUGCAGCAGCUCCGCUUCUCCUCUCACAGCCCCCACCCCCACCCCUGCAGCCAGCUGCGCCCCAUCCCGCUGGCCGCACAGGCUCAGCACAGCACUCGAUAAUCCCUUCCUGUGCACAGGCGGCAGGCCGUGUGCGCCUGUGACCAUGUCCCUGCGUGAGCACAGCCGGUCCUCUCUGUGUCCCCAGUCCGUGUCUGGUCCAGGGAGCGCAGCCGAGGUUCUCUCUGGGCCUCCUUCUCCAUGCCCGUGUAUUCUUCCUUAUGUAACUUUUAACAAGUCACUCCUGUCUUCUCUCCCAGUAACAGGAGUCAUCUGUGCUAAUGGUAGAAAACAGAAAUGCAUAAAAACACAAAAUCAG
Messenger RNA from Oryctolagus cuniculus (rabbit), 1544 nucleotides. RefSeq names its product 3-hydroxyanthranilate 3,4-dioxygenase (gene HAAO). Lineage: Eukaryota; Metazoa; Chordata; Mammalia; Lagomorpha; Leporidae. Gene Ontology annotation, molecular function: iron ion binding; 3-hydroxyanthranilate 3,4-dioxygenase activity. The record is from RefSeq and is a predicted model, not a curated record. Gene Ontology annotation, biological process: 'de novo' NAD+ biosynthetic process from L-tryptophan; quinolinate metabolic process. Gene Ontology annotation, cellular component: cytoplasm.